Candida dubliniensis CD36 is the source of this 2409-nucleotide messenger RNA. Its product is annotated as anaphase promoting complex subunit 2. The record is from RefSeq and is a predicted model, not a curated record. Gene Ontology annotation, molecular function: ubiquitin protein ligase binding. Lineage: Eukaryota; Fungi; Ascomycota; Pichiomycetes; Serinales; Debaryomycetaceae. The transcript has a single exon. Gene Ontology annotation, biological process: ubiquitin-dependent protein catabolic process. Gene Ontology annotation, cellular component: anaphase-promoting complex. The coding region runs from base 1 to 2409 and encodes 802 amino acids.
AUGGAUUCACAGGUAGAAAUAGAUGCAGAUAUAAUAUCGUCGAUUAUACCGUUCCCUAACUUGACAGAUCUAUCCAAUACCACAUCAGAUUUGGAUAAUGAUAUACAAAUUUUAUUAAAUUGGUUGUCCCCUUGCAUACCGGUAACAUCUUUAACCAAGUAUCAAGAUUGCGGUUCCCCCUUGUUAUUGUCAAGAGUUGUGGAGCCAUCACAAAGAGUUAAAUCAGCUAUUCGCAGAUGUUUGAAAGAUGAAAUCAACCAAACUCAAUUCAUUGAACUAUACAUAAACACAAUCAAUGAAAAAGUUACUCAAUUUUUUGAAUCGAUCUAUACCAAGAACUUGAAGUUUAUUGAAUACGUUAAUAUCAUCAAAAUUUUGCUACACUAUUAUAAUUCCCAAUUUGAAUAUCUUAAUUUAUCUGAUAAUGUUUAUAAGAAGUUUGAAGCAAAACUAAGCUUUAUUAUCACGUGUAAUUUACUUAAUGAACAAUCAUCAUUUAGGAUCAACAUGAAUCAAUUUUUCGAAGAAUCGUUAUAUGUUAGAGCAACUUUGAGCAACCCCCUGUCGUCAAUCACAUUGAAUUUAAUUGACAUAAUAUCAAUAUUGGCAUCAAUUGGCAUGUCUGACUUGUUGAAUGAAAUUGUAAUCAAGUUAUCCAUUGAUAAAAUCAAAAACUUUACAAAUACGUUAUGCAAAAACGUAUGGAAUAAACCUUUACUAUCAACUAUAAACAACUUUAUACAAGAUGAAAUUUAUCCGAAUUUUUAUAUUGUGAUUAGCUAUACCACAUCAUCCAAUUUGACGGAUUCUAUGAACAAUGUUUAUCUUUAUGAAUUGGUUAGAAUCGCACAUGAUGAACUAAUAAAUUUGAGAAUCCAGGAAAUAUAUUCCAUGGUUUUGCAAUAUCCUCAAUCUCAAGUUGGACUAAAUGAAUUACUUCAAUGUUUACUGAAAGUUAAAUUUAAUCUGAAACAAUAUGAAUUGACAUUGCUUUCAUGUGCUAUUGAUCAUUCGAUUAAUACUCAAGCAGCACAAAGAACAGAGUUGGUAAAUAGUUUUAUUGAUUACUGUCAUAAGAAUAUCUUGCAUGCCGGUGCCAAUACCAUUGAUGUCAUAACCACCUACAUUAAGACUAUAAAAUCAUUUUUAAUUGUUGAUCCCAAAGGUGUAUUGCUUGACAAGGUUGUAAGACCGAUACGGCAAUAUUUGAAAACAAGAGAAGAUAUUAUCAUCAAAUUGGUGCAUGGAUUACUUGAUAUCUCCCCUGACAAUGAAUUGAUUGAAUUAGCUCGGGAGUUACGUCAUCCGAGCAACAAAUACCGUUCGAAAAAUGAUCAUUCAAGAGAUAUCUUAGAAGAUUUGCUUGAUUUGAAUUGGCAACCUGAUCCAAUUGAUGCAUUGCCUGAUUUCAAGAAAGGUAAAGUAAGCGACAUAAUUGAGUCCUUAAUUUCAAUAUUUGAUUCCAAAGACAUUUUCAUUGAUGAAUUCACUAGAUUAUUUGGUGACAGUUUAAUCAAAUUGAAGGAUUAUAAUGUGGAAGAAAUAGAACUGAAUUUGAAUUUGCUAAAAUCCCGAUUUGGUAAGCAAAAUUUUGCUACUUUAGAUGUUAUGAUUCGUGACAUAAAAGAAAGUGAAUAUUUAAAUGAUUUAUAUGUCAAGAACACGGGGAAUACCAACUUCAAUGCUUCUGUAUUGUCACAUCUAUAUUGGUCUAGUAUUUUGGAUAGCAUAAAUACUGACACUAGCAAUUUUAAAGUUCCCAAACAAAUUGAGCAAAAGUUUCAAAUGUUUAAAGAAAACUUUGCCGAAGAGAAAUAUGGUAGAACUUUGGAGUUAUUACCGAGCUUGGGAUUGGUUACAUUGCAGCUAGAAUUUAAAAAAAGUGGUCGUCGAACUUUCAAAGUCACCCCAGAUAAGGCAUCGAUAAUAUUUUUGUUUAAUGAAAAGGAAGAUGAAUUAUCAGUCAGCUUUAUUGCCCAGACUUUGAAUAUGUCAGAGUAUAUGGUUUCUAACGGGUUGGCAUAUUGGGUUAAAGAGGGAGUGCUUAUGGAAUUAACGAAAACUUUGUAUAUUGUCAAUGACGAAGAGGAGGAAGGCGUGUUUCCAGAAAACACAGAAAGCUCGAAACAGGAAAUUGAUAGUGCCACCAGUAAUCUAACAUCAGUCAAAUCUUCGAUGGAGAGUAAAUUUUCAGAGAUUGCUAUUAUUGAAUCUUAUAUUAUUACAAUACUACAAAAUUUAACCCUGAUCAAUUUUGAAAGAAUGAAAACCUUGCUUAAUUUAAUGGUUCCAAAAGAUAAGCUAAACUUUGCAAAUGUUAAUGAAACCCUACUUGAAGAAUAUCUUGAUUCAUUGGUAGAAGAUUCCAAAAUUGCUUUUCAAAACGGAAAUUAUAGUUUACCCAAAUAA